AAUUAGUUGAGAUCAUAAAAAAUUCAAGAAACUAAAUGUAUUUGAUUGGAUUAAUAUAAAAUUAAAUAAAAUGUGGGUUUUUAAAAAAGAAAAAAGAAUGAGGAUUUCAUUUUAACUUAAAAUGUUAAGAUUUUUGACAAAAUAAUNCAAAUCAACAGAAUGAUAGGAAAAUAAUUAAAAACUUUGAAUUACAUUUAUUGCAAAGUUAUUUAUUUAUACUAUAUAGAAUAAUGAGAAUAUUUAGAUAACAAUAAAAAUUAUAAUUAAAGAAAAAGAUGGAUUAACUUGACAAGGGUGUUUUGGAUUAUUUUAAUAUUAAUAAAUUCUUUUUUAUUAUUCUGGUAGUAAAUCUUCUUUAACUUUAAGUACUUCAUAGUGAUUUAAAAAAUGAUUAAAAUUUAUAUAAUUUAUAUUUAAUGUCAGAAAUCGAAGAAAUAAAUUUAGAGUAGCAUACUUCAAAAAAUCGAUAAUCUAGACAACAAAAUUAACCUGGAAAAACACGAAAACCUAUUAGGAGAUUCAAGAGAUAGAAUAAUUCUUUCUAAUUCAGAAAUAGAAAUAGAGAUAGAGAUAGAAAUAGAGAUAGAGACAUAGAUAGAGAUAGACCAAGAUAAAAAGAAUGGAAAUAAUAAUAAUAAUAGUAUAGUGCAAAUACUCCAGAAUUAUUUGAAAUAGAUAUUUAUAAUUUUUUAGCAAAGAAUUAGAUCUCAGAUCUUAUUGUAAUAAAUUAGUUAAUUUUAGAAUGAUAUUAAGUCAAGAUGUGGUGAAUUGGUAAAACUUCAUAUUAUUGCAAAUAAUAUUCAAGAAAAUGAGGCUGAGACUAGAGUAUAAAUUCAUAAUAUAAAUAGAUUAUUUUAAAAGCAUUUUUUAAGGAUUAAAAGUCAGCUGAUGAAUGUUAUUUUUAAUAUAGCGAUGCCACUUUAGAUAAAUUACAAUUAAGAACAGAGCGAAAAUAUUGA
Paramecium sonneborni is the source of this 959-nucleotide messenger RNA. Lineage: Eukaryota; Ciliophora; Oligohymenophorea; Peniculida; Parameciidae. The record is from the annotation of a GenBank genome assembly.